AUGGCACCAAGACCAGGUGGUGGUGAUGGAGGAGAGAGAGUGACACAUGGGAGUAUUGCCGGUAGUAUUAACGGCGACUGCAGCGGAGAGCAGACCCCACCCGAGAAGGAGGUUUUAACUUCAGCCAAGCCCAACUCCCGACCUUCCUCCAACCUUCGCUCCUCAGUCUACCGGCCGGACCACGAUUCCUCCAUCCUCAUUCAUCGCCACCCGGACAAGGGGUUCACUGAGCUGGUCCUUCGUUCUCCGGGCACUCCUGUACAGAAUUCCUUCACUGUUAAGCUUAUUUAUGCCUCCCAACCCUGCGUUUCCCGUGUGCUUUCUGGCAUCAAAACAACCAUUUCCACACCCGAAGGUCCCAACCUCAAAGGCUUCAUUGAGAAGGAUGAAAUUUAA
Dibothriocephalus latus is the source of this 396-nucleotide messenger RNA. NCBI's taxonomy places the organism in Eukaryota, Metazoa, Platyhelminthes, Cestoda, Diphyllobothriidea, Diphyllobothriidae. The record is from the annotation of a GenBank genome assembly.